AUGUGUGGCUGCGACGUCAGAGCGUCCGUACUCCACGGAGCCAAGGACCUCAGGGUUCAAAACCGCGAUCUCCCAGCCCCAGAACCGGCCGAGGUCCAAGUCGCCGUCAAGGCCACUGGGCUCUGCGGCUCCGACCUCCACUACUUCAGCCAUUACCGCAACGGCGACAUCCUGGUGCGGGAACCCAUGACCCUCGGGCACGAGUCCGCGGGUGUCGUGACGGCCGUCGGCGCCGAGGUGAGCACGCUCAGGGUCGGCGACCGCGUGGCCCUCGAGGUCGGCCUGCCCUGUGAGCAGUGCGGGCUCUGCAAGGAGGGCAGGUACAACAUCUGCAAGGGCAUGAAGUUCCGCAGCUCGGCCAAGGCCUUCCCGCACUUCCAGGGCACGCUGCAGGAUCGCAUCAAUCACCCGGCCAAGUGGGUGCACAAGCUACCCGAAAACGUCUCCUUAGAGUAUGGCGCCCUCGUCGAGCCGCUUUCCGUCGCGAUGCACGCGCGAGACCGGGCGAACCUGAAGCCCGGUGCCACAGUGCUCAUCCUGGGCGCCGGCGCAGUGGGCCUGCUGUGCGCGGCGGCCGCCAAGGUCUCGGGAGCCAAGUCGGUGGUGAUCGCAGAUAUCCAGGAGGACCGCGUAAACUUUGCGGUACAGAACGGAUUCGCAGAUGCCGCCGUCGUAGUACCCAUGGCAAGGCCGGAAACGAUCGAGGAUAAGCUGGCGUAUGCGAAGGACUUGGCAGCCAAGAUUGGGGCCACAGAAGUCAAGGGAGAGGCGAUAGGGGAGGUGUCUGUCACGUUCGAGUGUACUGGUGUGGAGUCGUGUAUGCAGACCGCCAUCUACUCGACACAAGCAGGCGGCAAAGUCAUGAUCAUCGGCAUGGGUAACCCCAUCCAGACCCUUCCCCUCUCGGCCGCGGCGCUCCGUGAAGUCGAUCUCGUCGGUGUCUUCAGAUAUGCGAACACGUACCCAGAAGUUAUCAACAUGCUAGCAAGCAAGAACGCAGCGCUACCAGAUGUCGGCAAGUUGAUAACGCAAAGAUAUAAUGGAUUUGAUGAGAUUCCAGAAGCAUUCAAGAUGGCCGGCCAGGUCAAGGAUGACAAGGGUAACUUAGUGUUGAAGGUCAUGGUUGCACGCCACGAUAACAGAACCAGCAAUGUCUUCCACACCAGCAUCCAGUAUCUUCACGCUGCCCAGGGAGAGUACGCUACCCAUGUGAUCAAAGUUGGUGGCGAGCUGUGGGUGAAUGGAUCACGGACAACAAAUCCCACUGGCAACGGGCUUGGUAGAGACCUGAGUAAGGGCAGUUACUCGGCCUUGUCGGAGACGGUGGAAUGGUACGGAUCGGAGUACGAUGAAAUCGUGAUGCGUUGGGCGAAGAACACGACCGAUGCGUCCCCAGACUAUGGUGCCGAAAACCAAGCCCGGCUUCUGAACAUCUCGAGGAAUUACGACCCUGGGCGAGUCUUCCAGAUGUUACUUCCUGGCGGCUUCAAGAAUGGGCUACGAACAUGA
Molecule: messenger RNA, 1509 nt
Organism: Neoarthrinium moseri
Lineage: Eukaryota; Fungi; Ascomycota; Sordariomycetes; Amphisphaeriales; Apiosporaceae
Exons: 5
Coding region: 1-1509 (502 amino acids)
Biological process (GO): D-sorbitol catabolic process
Molecular function (GO): L-iditol 2-dehydrogenase (NAD+) activity; zinc ion binding
Source: RefSeq, a predicted model, not a curated record